Molecule: messenger RNA, 1140 nt
Organism: Colletotrichum orchidophilum
Lineage: Eukaryota; Fungi; Ascomycota; Sordariomycetes; Glomerellales; Glomerellaceae
Exons: 3
Coding region: 1-1140 (379 amino acids)
Source: RefSeq, a predicted model, not a curated record
AUGCUUUCUUUCACGGAUAUUGUAAUUGGCUCGGCCUUCCUGGCAUUGGCCCACGGCCACGCUGCCAUUCUCGCUGCUCAGGGAGACGCUGGCUCACCUUCCAGUGUGGGGUUCUUGGUCGACCCAAACAUUGCCCGCAACUGCACGACGAUCAACCCCUGCCAGCAGGACGCUACCAUCAUCCGUGAUGCCGAGAUCAACUCCAACAUUGUCAACGAGUGCGGACGCACCGAGAUUGCUGGCAACAUCGACAUUGGCGAGAGCACGGAGAACGCCCUGGCAGCGAACCAGGUCACGCAGGUCAAGGCGGGCGGCGAGGUCACAGUCGUCAUUCACCAGGUCAAUGCCGAUGGCGCCGGUCCCUUCUCCUGCGAUCUGGACCAGACGAGCAACUCCCUCGCCGGCUCCGGCCAGAUUCCGCUCGAGGUCACCAACAACGUUCCCGGCACCAACGGUUUCUCCCAGGCAAAGUUCCAGCAGUUCAAUGUCACUGUCAAGAUGCCUGCUGACAUGAAGUGCAUUGGAGCCUCCACCGGAAACGUCUGCACCGUCCGCUGCCGUAACAACGCCGUCGCCGGUCCCUUUGGCGGCUGCUUCGCCGUCCAGCAGACCGACGUCACUCCCACCCAGAACACCCCCCAGAACAUCCAGACCGGCGCCAAGUUGAAGGGCGUUCUGUCGCAGGUCCAGCAGGACAUUGUCGACUUCCCCGCCGCCGCCGCCGCUAACCAGAAGGAUGGCACGGCCGAGCAGCUGGCCGCCACCGACGCCGCCAAUAAGGUCCUCGGUGCGCCCCCGAUCACCGUCAAGCAGUUCCCUGUCGAGAAUACCGGCCCUAGCCAGAACGGCGGAGGCAACACCGCCGCCGCGCCCGCUGCUGCUCCCGCUGCUGCUCCCGCGGCCGUCGCGGACCCCAACGCUGGCGCCGCGGACGCGACCGCUGGCAACACUGGCAACACGGCCAACACUGGAAAGGCCAACGGCGCUGGCGGCAACGGACGUGCGCGUGGCAAGGGCCGGGGUGGCAAGCGCGGCAGAGCGGCCGCUGCGAAGCGGGAGGAGAACGGAUCCCUUCGCUGGGCCAAGCGCUACGCCAACGCCAUGCCCGGUGCUGACUUCCAGCCUGAGGUCAUGCCAUGA